AUGGCGCGACAGACUGAGUUAAUGCGAAAAGAAAAGAAUCGGCUAGCGCAACAAAAGCAUCGCAGGAAGAAGCUCGAAGAGCAGAAGUCGAUAAAGAAAAAGAUCGAGCAGCUCGAGUCUACCCUGAGUUCUAUAAGUGAUGCCGUCUUCCGCAACGACAUGUCAGCCCUGUACUCCAUACUAUAUAAUAUCCCUAUGGCCCAAAGGACACCUGCAAUGUUAAUGUCAGGCCUCCUCCAAAACGACCCUUUCAUAAGUAGCACUGUCGACGUGCCAACAAUGGCACUUUCUACGCUCUCCGAUAACACCGAGCUCGGUGUCUUGGAUUUCGAUCUCAACUUGGACGAGGAUACCCAAAGGAUAUAUGACGAGAUCAGCACCAGUAUUCUGGACACGGAUAUAGAUCUAGGGACGAAGGAAGACCACGGCAUCAUGGAUCUCAUAGGCCCUCAUGCUAUGCUCAGCCCUAUAUCUAUUAAUCCUACUGCUCUCGAUUGGAUGGCGCCUACAUUAUAG
This is a messenger RNA of Microdochium trichocladiopsis, 516 nucleotides long. RefSeq lists its product as uncharacterized. NCBI's taxonomy places the organism in Eukaryota, Fungi, Ascomycota, Sordariomycetes, Xylariales, Microdochiaceae. Gene Ontology annotation, biological process: regulation of DNA-templated transcription. Gene Ontology annotation, molecular function: DNA-binding transcription factor activity. The record is from RefSeq and is a predicted model, not a curated record. Bases 1 to 516 code for a protein of 171 amino acids. The transcript has a single exon.